AUGGCGACUUCCUCGGAGAGCGAUGCGAGCGAUACCUCGGAGGCCGAAGAUGGCGACGAAGUGCUGGAUUUUGAGGAGGUGCUGCGGAAGUUCCAACAGAAGGCAUCGCAGAGCCUAGACGAGGAAUACGAGCUCCUCAUGGCUUUGUUGCAAAAGUUUCAGGGUGAGGGCAGGUGGAAGCCUAUCCUUUCCAGCUUCCGCACACUGGCCGCCCGUCCUCGCACCAAGGACUGGCUCGUUCGGCGCAGCCGGCGGUUGCGAGCGAAGGAGCAGAAGAGCAGCAGCCCAAAGCCGGAGAGACCGGAAAAGACCGUGGAGGCAGAUUCUCUGGAGCUGCAGGAAGCGCCGAAGAUUCCUCCCGAUUACCCGUUCUUGAUGGAUUUGCGGAGGCUGAAGCAUGUGGUGAUGGGAGGUGACUCAAAGCGCUUCUAUCACACAAGCUUCCGCAACAUGACUCGUGAUUGGGGAUUCGAAGAGCCUUUUUGCAGGAGUCGGGCAGGGCAGAUCAACGGAGCAAUGUUUGAUCAUUUUUGCAUGGCCGUUCGGGCAACCUACCCUUUCAACAAGGCUGGACCGUGGAUCAAGGGCUUCUGCUGUACAUCUGACCGUUGCAAGUCGCAUUUUAUCGCGCGAAAAGCAUUGGACAUGCUAGGCAAAGAAGGUGAUGGCCAGCAAGUGCUCGAAAAGCUGGCAGACAUGGCCAGAGCAGCUACGAAAGACCUGGUUUGUGAAGAAGAAGGAGAUAAUGCAGCGUCGUGGUGGAAGGAAGCCCUUCCCCUUUGGUCGAACGUCUGCUGUCCAGCUGUGCAUUGCAUGUAUGCAAGGCCGCUUAGCGUGCUUCGGAAGCCUGUGGUUGAACACUUGUGUCGGCAACAGAAACAGGCCGCUCGGGCGCUGGAGCACCCAGCGACUACAUGGCAAGCCCUUGCGAAACAGAUGCGCUUGCAGCCGUGGCAGGCCGCAGAUGUGAGGGUGCAAGUGAGAAUCAAGAAGAAACGACGCAAACACUUGUCAGCGCGAGUGGAGCAGAGCUUGAGCCACGUAUAUGCUCGGUGGAUGUCGGAGCUGCUUCCAAGCUUGAGCCCCGAUGAUGCAGAGCGACUUGCCGAGUGGCACGUGAUUCUGGAGUGGGAGCGCAAACUCAUAACGUCGAUUCAUGCCACGGACGCCUCCGUCUGCUGGAAUGAGCUGGCGGGAUUGAGCUUCCAGGAGUUUCAGAUGUGUGCGCGUGGUUUCUCGGAUGCAGAUCUCUUUAGUCUUUGCUUCUUGCCUGGGGUUGAUGUGGACAGAAGACUGCUACGCUUCGCGCUGUGGGGUGCUUUUCUCACUGAGUAUAUCGCUGCUGCGGGACGAGACGGUUGGACGAUGGGCACAGACUGUUCUCAACCAAACGAAGCUUCUGCCACACAUGCUCCGGAGAAGAUGCCGCCAAGCGCAGACGAUGCACCUGCGACCCAAGUGGAAAGCUGUCCUCCCGGGCUGCACCUGGCACGGCUGAGACCGGGCUCUGUGGUCCUGCACGUUGCCAGCGGAGACGUUUCUUCUUCCAGGUGCGGCAUGCGCGGCGAGCUCAUCACAGCCCAUGGCCAAACCUGCAUGGUGAAGUUCCCCAACCAGUUCCAUUUGCAGGAGUUGCCGACGAAAACCUUGCUGGCAGUUGGUGAGUCGGAGAAAUGCCAGGCAUGCAACAGACUAGGUGCUUGGUGCUGCAGCUCAUGCUCCUGUGCUUUCUACUGCUCUUCCGAGUGCCAGCUGGCUUCCUGGCCCUCGCACGCAGCAUCCUGCGGCUCACGCCAAAGCAAUCCCAGUAUGUUUUCCGACUCCUGUGAUCUCCAGAGGCUCGUGGACCAGCUCGAGUUCGGACGUAGGAUCCUGGAGCAAGAGAUCGAGAUCCCCUAUCAGGAGGUUUGGAAGGCCCAGGAGGUUUUCCAACACGUGAUUAAGCAGUUGAAACCAGUACUGGACAAUAAUGGAAGUGGAGAAGUGUAUGCUGGAGCCUCGCAUUCGUACCUCAUGGCUGCGGCUUACGUUUACAGCGCGCAAGCUGCUGGCUAUAUUGGGGAGGGGAAGCAGGCAGUAAGCGAUGCUGAACAAGCUAUUUCGCUUUUGGCUGACCUGAAGUCUGGCCAUGUUGUGCAGCUUCUGAAUCCAGAGGGUCACUCUCUGCUUCAGGCGCAAGCGCACUUUGCGAGGUCGGUUGGUUUGCACGACACGGUUGGAUCUGCUGCAGCAGUGGAAGCCCCUGCUUCAGUCGGAAAGUUGUGCGACCACCACGGCUUAUCAAGGCAGGACUGCCUGUACAUGCCGCCGGGACAUCACUUUGAGCAGCUCGGGGACUGGAUUGCUGCAGCAAAAAGCAAUGGUCCAGAAGUGGAAGAUAGGCUGACAGACUCGUCGGAGGAAUCUGAGGAUCCUGAGGAUUCACUCGAAGAAGAGUCUUGGGUUGUGCCUCCGCCACCAGAGCCUUAUUCUGAUGUUUGCGGCAAAUCGUGCUUCAAGUGCGGCUGGGCAGUGAAGAAACGAGGCUUGAAGUUGCAUCUACGUCGCGAAUGUAGCAUGCGUAAUGCGAGAUGCCCGUAUUGCAGAGAGCUUUGUGAGGUAGGUUUCCUUGAUGAGCACCAUGCCGUUCAUUGCCGAGAGUUUCCAGAACCAUGCAAACUCUGCGGCGACAGUGUUGCUCGAAGCCGCAUGGAGGCUCACUUGGAUGCUGACUGCCGCUUUCGGAUUGCUCCUUGCCCACAUGUUGGCUGCACAUGGGCAGAUUUGGCUGAUCAGCUGCAAAGCCACAUGGAAGACUGCAUCUAUGCCCUCCACACGUGCGAGUUCUGCCUGGAGGAGUUGCCAGCUCGCUUCAUGCCUUCGCACGUGUGUCCAGUGAUUCCCCGAGAUCAGACCUGCAUGGUGUGUUGCGAGCCUUUUGCAGAUCUCGAAAAGCAGGGGGUCCUACCAGCAAUACUCUUGCAAUGCGGCAGACGCUCCUGCGACCACCUGUACUUCUGCGUGCGGUGUGCACUGAAAUGGUCCAAGCAGGCCGAACUCUCCGACGGGAAGAAGCGGUCCGAGUGUCCGCUGUGCCGCAAAGAGUACGACGAUCUGGCUCCGUGCCCUCAGCAUUUGCUGGUCGAGGUGGAAGAUACCAAGAAGGACGUGAAAACCUUGCAGGCCUUAAACCUCAGGCUUUGCGAUUGUCCUGAAGAGUCUUGCCACUGGGUCUCUCCCCUGCACGUGCACUUCACGCAUGGCAGCAUCUCGGAGCGCUUCAAAGCAGGAGGAGAGCAGCUUCGGAUGGAAGCGCCCCAGCAUCCUGGACACGAUACGGCAACUCCUUGGGGGCUGGGAGCCCUCUGA
Messenger RNA from Symbiodinium sp. CCMP2592, 3348 nucleotides. Lineage: Eukaryota; Dinophyceae; Suessiales; Symbiodiniaceae. The record is from the annotation of a GenBank genome assembly.